AUGACCAAAGGAAGACAGAAGCACAGCAAGACCGGCGGAAGACGGGCUCGCGACUACAAGCUCUCGGUGCCCACGCAUCAGUUUCGACUAGACAGAGUGCUCUUCUUUGAGGUCAACAAUGAAGCAAAUGAGGGCGGAGGCGUUGAAGUUGUGCACAACGCCGAUCAAACGCCAGACUUAUUUGAGUGCCUACCAAAGUCUACGAUCACUGCAAAGGGUUUUCAUACUGUGUGGGUGCGCUCCACAUGCAAAGACAAAGAGAAGCUAACCCAAAUGCUUCUCGGGGACUCGCUUGGCCGCAAGUAUUCAUACUACAUCAUUGUGAGAGCUAAGCCGUCCAAAGUGCCGGCCACACGGUCGGGAAACAACAAAAAGGCAUGGGUCUCGCAAGCUGCUAUCGGAAACAGUGGAGCCACUUCCAGCACAGCCCAACGUCGUCAUCUACAGGAGCUCUAG
Phytophthora infestans T30-4 is the source of this 456-nucleotide messenger RNA. RefSeq lists its product as uncharacterized. The coding region runs from base 1 to 456 and encodes 151 amino acids. NCBI's taxonomy places the organism in Eukaryota, Oomycota, Peronosporomycetes, Peronosporales, Peronosporaceae. The record is from RefSeq and is a predicted model, not a curated record. The transcript has 2 exons.